GUCCGCGAAAAUCGUAUAUUACAUCGAUGCAACGACGACGCCGCGGCCAUGCGGCGCGCAAAGAAUAAAAUGCAUCGGCGCCGCGGCACUCUUAAUUGGUCCGCCAUCUUGGCCGGCGCGCACGCCUCGCUCGGCCCGCCAAUUUCUUUUCUCGGGAUUCGCGCUAUCGCCGUCGACGCGCCGACGAUCAUCGUUUCGGCCGUCGACGUCGUGCGACGAUCGCUCGCUCGCUCGCUUCACUCGCUUGUCCGCCGUGAUCUCGAAAUCGCGAUCGGUUCCUCGAUCCGCUCGGUUUCCCGCGCUUUCCCGCUGUUUCUCGCCGCCACGGCGUCCGCCGCGCCGGGCGUCACGGCGCGCAUGCGCGCGCCGCCGCCGCGGCGUUUUUGCGCGCCGCGGAAAGUAGUCCGCGCGGCCACUCGACGCGAACUCGAGCGUCCCCUCUUCCUCCUCUUCCUCUUCCACCCACCACCGCUGAGAGGGGUGGAGCGGAGAGCCGGCGCUACGCUCCACGUCCCCAUUUAAAAAAAUCAAUACUUAAUAAUUAGCAUUAAUACGCCCGCCGAGUGUACGUGUGUGCACGUGUGCCGCGAUUAUCCCCUCCCUCCCCCGCCCGCCCGUUCCCCCCGUAUCGCUCCCUCGAUUUUCCCUCCUCCCUCCCCUCGCAGCCCUUAAUCACGCCGCGCUCGUUAUAAUGACACGAUCAUUAUUUCGUUAAUUAUUCGUAUCGACGUUUGUUAUUCUCUCCCCUUUUUGUCCCGGCGACGGGAUGAUUUUCGCUGGUGCGCGAUGGGGGGGAGGGUGAGGAAAAGGGCACCCCUGCGAGAGAAUUCAUUUUCGGGUGGAAUUAAUAAUAAAGAGAGGGAUGAACAUGAACGCGUGAUUAUCGAUGCCUUUGCCGCGAUGACGUCUUCGAUCGGAUAUGCGUCUUGUCUCGUCAUCGACGUUUUCAACACGCUGUAAUAAUUAGCACACGAAACGCAAAUAAAUUGAUUAAACGUCAAUGUGGAACGGACAGAAUGAACGUGACGUAUCCGCGAUUAUUGAUGCAUAAUUACGCAGUUUUGCGGUAUAAAGUACGCGCAUGAAAAAGACAGGAAAAUUGCGUUAAAUUUAACGUGUUUUAGCGCAUAAAAUAUUGUAAAAAAAGAAUAUUUGAAGAAAAAUAAAUAGAAAAUUAAAAGAAUGUACCUCAUUGCUAAUUGCGGGUAUUAUUUAUCUUUGCAAUUUAUUCUUCCUGUAGUGAUGGAGUGCACGCGGCGUCUCCGCUUAUCGCCGGAAUUUGCCAGAAUUCAUAACCUAUUGGAAAGUACACGCCUACUAGUUGAAAGUCUUCGCAUUACCCACAAUUUUCAUCACGACAAUCGCGAUAAAUGAUAAGCGUACGGGGAAAACGCACGGAAACAAACGCAGACGAGCGAAGAGGUACAUAACCUCUAAGGGCUUAGCUCCGGAAUAAAAAAAAUCAUGAGAAUAGUUAUAAAAUUCUUGUCGUUUUCCACCAACGCGUUUUAUCACGGAAGAGAGGAGAGAUCAUGUUGAUACUUCUGAUGGAAGUCGCGAUGUUCCUCGAGAAAGAAGUCAUGUCGGUACUCCCUUUUUCCUCAGCUCCAGUAAGCAGCUGAAUUAUCUAACUCCGGCGGCGAAUUCGAGCGGAGAUCGGCACCGACUGUGUUUACGUUUUGUCGGCAGAUUCUGUAACCUGACGACAGAUUGGCAACCGAAAUCUGGCGGAAUCUUUCGACGAAUUCGGCUGAAUUUUUGCCGCCCCCUCCACCUCUGGUGAAAAUUUUCCUCAGAAUUUUUCAUGUAUGUUAAUUAUGAAACAUUCUAAGAUUUCUAUUUGCUAUGUAACAUCUAAUAAAAUGUUAUAAAAACUAAAAAAGUUAAAAGUAUUUUUUUAGAAAUUAUGGAAUGAGGAAUCUUAGAAUACUUCAGAAUUCACAUGUAUGAAAAAUUUUAAGAAAAGGACUCUGAGUAUUUCUGAAAAAUGUUCCAAUUCGUAUAAAAAUUAUAAGCAAAAUUUUCAUCAGGGUCAUCUGCGUCAAACUGUGUAGCGAAUCUACCAAACUUUGCUAUAUUUUUGCCAGUAUUCUACGUACUGAAUAUUGAAUAUUGCCCAGAUCCAGUAGCUUCAAAUCUACGACCUUUCUAUCGACAAAAUUUAUGGCAAACAUUUUUACAGAAUUUGUUUUCAAUAGACUCUGCUCCGGGAGACAUAAUUUUUAUAACACGAUCACAGUGCGUGUAUUAUAUUUCCCAUAAAAAGAUGUUAAAGAACGAGAUCUGUGGGUACAUGUUACUGCUGUACAGCGUCGCGGAUAAGCCGUUAGAGCUAUGGUCGAAACACAUUUCCCACGGUGGCAAGGUUCGCAGGAUGAGGGACGACCAAUUGCACGGGGAUAGAAUAAUUGAGAUCACUGAACCACACAACAACACGAUCUCCACGAGCAUAACUAUCCCUGCUAAAAUGCUAGACGUUUUGAACAUAAAGCUUCCCAUUCUCGUGUUAAUCAUAAAGAAUUUGAAUUUGCGGUUCAAGCUGGUAGUACAAAUAGUAGACAAGAAACAAUAUCGGAGAAGAUUCGUAUUCAUGACCCACAAUGUUGAAAAAUUGCCAAACAUCAACGCGAAUGUGGCCUGUAUUCCGCUGAGAUUGGAGGAAUCUUGGAAUUUCCUGGAGAUAAAUCUUCAGACUCUCUGCCAUGAAGCGUACGGAACAGAUUACGAAGCUCUGCAAAGAAUAAUGAUUUAUCCGAAUUGUCAUUUGAGAAGAGUGUAUCUGCAAGAUCGUCAUUACAACGAUGACGAGAUUCCUCCUGAUAAGAUGCGCCAGGCUUUCCUCGAUAUGUACAUGUUAAAGCGGGGGAUCAAUUUCAUAGAAAAUGCUUGUCAAACAGAAGAAUGUUACACAGGAUCUUUGAAGCAAAUUGAUUCGAAUUGUUCUGCUAAAGAUAAUUCUAUUAGUGCACCGUCGAGAAAGAUGGACUUACAUAAAACCGUUGGUUGCACGGAAAAAUUGAAAAACUCAAAUCAUUGCAUGGAUUUAAAUUUGCACAAUUCUAGCAUAUUGAAAAGGAAUCACAUGUCAAUGGACGCUUUAAACAAUGCGAUAAAACCGCGUAAUCAGAAUGUUUUUACAAGACGAAGUGAAUGGUUUACAAAAUCUUUGAUAAAUGAUCCAGUUGUAGAAAAUAAGUCGGAAAAAAAUAGUAGUGAGGUAACAAAAAAUGAGGAACGAUUUGCAGUAAAAACAUAUAAAACAGGAAACUCCUUGCUAAAUAUAAAAAUUAAUAAUACGUCACGACCGAUAUCUUCUAUCGAAUUAGAAAAAAUCGCAAAAAGCCAAUUUUUGAAAACACAUGUAAACGAAAUAUUAUUUGAAGACGACAAAUUAGCAAAGUGUUCACAGGAAAUUCAAAAUGCAGGGGAUACACACAUUAACUUGAAAAACUACACAUUAAAUUGCAUUAGCAAUACUAAUAAUGUACAAAUAGGAAAAAAUAAUUCCACCGGUGCAAAAUUUAAAACAUCCGCCGUCAGUUAUCCAUCUACUUUUAGUCUAUCUGAAAAUAUCAAGCCUGAUAAAAUAAGUAAUAAUGUCUCUAACACUCUAAGCGAUGCAUAUGUCAUUUCAAAGUAUAAAUACAUAAAAGAAAGUGAAAAAAAUAUCACCAAUCGUUUAAAAUCUCUGGUAAAUAUCGAGGAAAAUACUGAAGAUAUAUUCAAACGCAUUUAAUCUUUAGCUGAGAAAACAAAAAUAGAUAAAAUAAAAUUACACAUCUAACGACGAAUAAGACUGUAUCUGAUUCUACACCUUCAAGUUAUUAAAAAUUUUUUGAAAAUUUAUAGAAUUUAUGAUGCCGCAGAUAGAACUACUAAUAUAUGUAUAUAUACAUAACAUAAUAAACAUAAAAAGAAUUGUUAUGAUCAAGAAAAUUUUUGUAGACAAGCAAAAAAAUUGUGUACGGUGUAUAAUUAUAUUCUUAAUAAAUUUAAUCGGUUUUUAAUAGAUUAUUUGAAAAUAGAAUUAUAAGAAAAGUAUAUAUAAACAUAAAAAUGUACAUACUUUUUAUCCAUGUAUACAAUAAGCAAAAAAUACAAUUUAAUACACGAACAUGACACACACCAUCUAUAUUCUAUGAAGUAAAAAAUUAAUUUUAAUGAGUUAUAUUAGUUGUCAUUUUUUGAGCAAUAUAUAAAAUCAAGGCAAUCAUCAUUUCAAAAUAAAUUAUCUUUUAUUAAGUAA
Solenopsis invicta (red fire ant) is the source of this 4246-nucleotide messenger RNA. RefSeq lists its product as uncharacterized. Gene Ontology annotation, cellular component: motile cilium; ciliary basal body. Bases 2267 to 3736 code for a protein of 489 amino acids. The record is from RefSeq and is a predicted model, not a curated record. Lineage: Eukaryota; Metazoa; Arthropoda; Insecta; Hymenoptera; Formicidae. Gene Ontology annotation, biological process: cilium assembly; regulation of cilium beat frequency involved in ciliary motility; positive regulation of cell motility. The transcript has 3 exons.